Molecule: messenger RNA, 4698 nt
Organism: Otolemur garnettii (small-eared galago)
Lineage: Eukaryota; Metazoa; Chordata; Mammalia; Primates; Galagidae
Gene: FAM8A1
Product: family with sequence similarity 8 member A1
Exons: 5
Coding region: 118-1353 (411 amino acids)
Source: RefSeq, a predicted model, not a curated record
UGGCGGAUUGUUGACGCCUGCGGCUGCUGCGGUGGCUACGGGGCCGUUGGGGAGGGGCCCCUGGGGGAGGGAGACGGCGCAGUGACAAGUACCGCCGAGGGUGCUGCUGAGGCUACGAUGGCAGAGGGGCCCGAGGAAGCCCGCGGCCGCCCUCCCGGGCAGGACGAUGGCGGAGGGGACCACGAGCCGCUUCCUUCCCUCAGAGGCCCUCCUGCCGCCGCUGCCCCGUGCCCCCGGGCCGGGCCCCAGGUUGAACUCCAGGCCCCGGGCCGGCCCCCGACCCCCAGCCUUGCCACCUCCACCGAGGACUCGGAGCCGGCGCGUGAGCUCCGGAAGCGCGGGGAGGCGGCCUCCGGCUCUGAUGCGGGGCUGCAGGAGCCGGCGAGCUGCGAGGAGCCCGGGACCGCGGCGCCGCGGGAGAGGCCACCGCGCCUGAGCGCUCGCGAGUACUCGCGGCAGGUGCACGAGUGGCUGUGGCAGUCGUACUGCGGCUACCUCACUUGGCACAGCGGCCUGGCCACCUUCCCCGCCUACUGCAGCCCCCACCCGCCCCCACCGACCUACCCCCCGGCCGGCGCUGCGGUCCCCCAGGUCGCUGUGCCGCCGCCCCCCCAGCUGGCCUAUUACAACCCCUUCUACUUCCUGAGCGCCGGGGCCGCGGGACCUGACCCCGGGGCUGCUGCGGGCAUCGCCGCUCCUGCUGCAGUCUCAGGCCUGGGUCCCCGAGCCCCUCACGUUCAGGGAUCAGUCCGGGCCGCUCCGGUAACAAGAGUAGGAUCUGCAGUCCCUUCGCGAACCCCGAGCGACACCGGGCGGCAAGCAGGCAGAGAGUAUGUGAUUCCAUCCUUGGCUCACAGAUUUAUGGCAGAGAUGGUGGAUUUCUUUAUUCUCUUCUUUAUAAAAGCAACCAUUGUCUUAAGUAUUAUGCACCUCAGUGGAAUAAAGGAUAUAUCUAAGUUUGCUAUGCAUUAUAUAAUAGAAGAAAUAGAUGAAGACACAUCAAUGGAAGACUUGCAGAAAAUGAUGGUUGUGGCUCUUAUCUACAGAUUACUAGUUUGCUUCUAUGAGAUAAUUUGCAUUUGGGGAGCAGGUGGAGCUACCCCAGGGAAGUUCCUGCUAGGGCUUCGAGUUGUGACAUGUGAUACUUCAGUGCUUAUUGCACCAAGUCGAGUUUUAGUGAUUCCUUCCUCAAAUGUCAGCAUUACAACGUCCACUAUACGAGCUUUGAUCAAGAAUUUUUCUAUUGCUUCUUUUUUUCCUGCUUUCAUCACACUACUGUUCUUUCAGCAUAAUCGAACAGCUUAUGACAUUGUAGCAGGAACCAUUGUGGUAAAAAGAAAUGGGGUCAGAUGAUGCUCAAAAAGCCCUGAAUUCCACAUUCUAUGGAAUAAUGACAAGACUAAAUUAUGUAUCAAGGCCAUCAGUAUCCCUGGGUUGCAUUAAUUGAUGAUUUAGAAAUUAAAGCAAUCACUAUAGUGUGAUGCAGGUGACUAUUCUGAAAGUAUUGAUUUUACUUGAAUGCCAAAGAACUUUUCCAGAAGAAAAACCUGUUAAAUUCAAGUGUUAAAAUUUUUAGAUCAAAAAGAAGGCAUGUGGUUUUAUAAUCAACAAUGGACAACAUAUACUUUCUUAAGAUCUAAGGCAUUAGAAUUUGUUGAAGGCAUUUUCAGCUUUGAAAUCUCCAAAUGAAACUUUAAAAUUUUAUUUUGGUUUAUCCCAAAAUAAUGGAAAAUAUCCAGUUGUGUUUUGUAAACACCCAUAGGAUUCAUCUUUUAGUUUACACUAAAUCUAAGUGGGGAAUCAUCUUUAUUUUUGGAGGGGAGAGAAGGGGACACAAAUUGGAUAACUGAAUUAUCUCCCAUCCCAGGAGGGAGAGAAAGCUGCAAGAGAAAGGGACAAGUGAGGCAGGCCUAGCAGUCCCCUUACCUUAAGUUUUCCAAUAUGUACUGCAGCUCACUGCAGUCAUGAUGUCACUUUACAACUAUUCGUAAUGCUUAAGUAUGUAUUCAGGGGCAGGUUUGUCAUGAUGAUGAAAAAGUAUUAAGUCAUAUUACUAUAUUAUCAUUGACUCUUUUAAAGAAAAAGUAAGUUAGUGAUUGCUUUUAAGGGAGGGAAAAGGUAAAUUUUCAUUGUAAAUUUAACUUACAAUUCAUGUGCAAGUGUUUUCAGUGCCCUAAAUCAAAGUAUGUGGAAAAAUUUUACUUCCAUCACACUGUUGCAUAUUUACUGUAAAACAGUACUCCCAGUAUGUGUGCAGCAUGAAGAAAGUAUUAGUGCUUUUCAGUGUUCUUAAUGUAACUUCUAUUUAUAUACAGCAUAUUCACAUACUACUUUUCUUUUAUAUAGUUCCUUAACUGUUGUAACAUCAAGGAGUUAAUAAAAAAUCUUAAUAUUUAAUGAUUAAAUACUAGUAGCUUGUGAAAUAUUAUAAAUUUUCCCAUUAUGGACUGUUUUCUUGAAAGAAUAUCAUUUCCAGACAUAUUAUUCUAGGUUCUUUAAGCUCAUUUGGGGCCUAACAGGGAUGAAGUUUGGGGAUAAUGUUAAAGUUAGUAUUUUAUGUAUUGCCAUCUCUGUUCUUCUGUUGAAACAAAAUAUUCUGUUGCAUGUUCUGGGUUUUAUGUGUGGAGCUUAUGUUAGAUGUCAUAAACGUGUUGAAGUAUACCUACACUAUUUAUAUUUAAGUUUUAUUGGGUCUUAGGCAUUUUCUACAGAUCCAGUAUUAUUUUCAAAACAAACACUAAACUCUAUUGCAUAGUUCAAAAUUAGAUUAAUAAGGGAUCAGUCUAGGCAUUGUUCUUUGUCUUAAAAUUUAAUGGCAAAUGCAAGAUGUAUCAAUUGAUGUUAACGCUGUUAUCAAUUUUUAAAAUGGAUUUCUUUGACAUUUAAAACAAUGAAAAUAGAUUAUCACAUUUAAUGUAUAUAGAACCUUUAACAAUGUUCUUAAUAAUUUAUUAUAAAAUUGCAUAAACCAUGUUUUUCAAAAUAAUUUUAUAUUAAAUCCAACUUCAUAAAAGCCCUAUUAGUUUAGUAUGUCAGUGUACUAACGGAUCAUUCGCUUGUUCUUUCUGGGAAGAUCUAAUGUUAUGGCCCUUCACAGUUUAAAAAAAAAACUUACAUGAAGUUAGCACCUCAGUGGUGUAUAUACGCUACUUUUGCCGCUGGUUGGGGAAUUCAAGUUGAAAUGUCCUUUAGUCAUGUAGUUCUAAGAGUAUAUCUUUGAUUUCUAAUUUCUGGUCAGAUAAUUGAAUGAUUUGCCAUCUAAGUUAUUUUCAUGUAUGCAGUAAAACAAAAGCAAACAAGUGAUCCAGUUUAAUUUGUUAUACUUAAAAUAUUGCACAUGUGCUAUAUAUGAAUAAUUCAGAGUAACAGCUCCAUAGGUUCAUUUGGAUGCAAGGAUGGAUUCAAGUUACAAAGUAUUACUGUCUUCCUUUACAGCAAAACUCAAGUCUUUCUAUUCAUGAAGUUAGCACUUUGAGAAAGAGAUUUUGAUUCCCAGAGUUGGGGAAAAAAAAGAUGAACAACAGAGAAGAGGGAACCAGGUUGUAGCAUCACAUUUUUCUCUUGGGUUGUCAGGUUGAGUCUCCUUUUCAGAACACUUUUCUAUUUAGUAUAUUUCACUAAAUAGAAUAUUCACAAUCAGUAUAAAAAUACUGAUUUUCUGUGUCAAAGUACACUUUUAGUGAAGCUCAAGCCUAAAAAUGCAAAGCGAAAUUCUCAUAGUGCAAACAUUAUUAAUGACUUUAAGUAACAAAGAAACAAAAAUUAGGAUUCAAGGUGAGUGAGAAUACUAUUUCAUUGAGUAUGCCCUUAGUUCAACCACAGAACUGGCAGUUGAUUCAGGCAUCCAGGAAAUCUCAUAAUCCAUCACUAAAGUAAUUCUGAGAGGCUAGCACACCUUGAGAAAAGUCUGGCAUUAUGACUGAUGUUCAUGGUGGAGCCAGCAGCCAGACCCUAUGUAGGUAAAUGUGAGUAGAUGGCAGGCCCUGCUUUUUUAAACUCUUUGAUUAUAAAAUAAAACCAACACUUUGGGAUAGUAAGCUUUCGCUUGUCAGUGUUGUAAAAGUAUUGCUCUACUAAUACUUCCCUACCACUGUUUCAGUAGUUACUUGUUUGCAUCUAAACAUUUACCUCCUGAUUUCACAUGAGUAUUUAGGAUUGAAAAAAAAAAUGCAUUAGAGUUGAAGGCUUUUUCCAGAUUACCUAAUGAGUGUUCAUUGUUUGAAGCAAUAGUAAAAAGGUUUGUCCAAUGACUUGUAUGUCUUAUUUUAUGAAUAUUUCUAGCAAAGGGAAGGUAGAAAGGAGUUGAAAAUUAUACUACUUGUGAAUAAAGGACUUUUUGAGGUGGAUAAGGCUAUUAAUGUUUUCAUUCUCCACUUGUCCCCAUUUAAACAGGCUGUUUCUUUGAAGAAUAUGCUUACAUAAUAGUAUUCCCAAAAUGUGAUGAGCACCAUUUCAGUUACUUGCAUUCUCUCCACCCCCAGUACCAAAGGCCAAAGUCUUUGUAACAUGCUUGCCUGGGUAAAAGUUCAUUUCAAACUGUGUGUGUAUGUAUUUCCUUGAAGUUCAUUACAGUAUAGUUUCACCUGCAAACAGUACCUGAUGGAUGGUGCACGUAUAAAUAAAACUUGGCAUUCUAUUUUUAAUAAUUUGUAUGCCAUCCAUUUGUAUUCUUUGUUUCAAUAAAUAGUCACCUAUGCA